Lingula anatina is the source of this 1645-nucleotide messenger RNA. Its product is annotated as eEF1A lysine and N-terminal methyltransferase. NCBI's taxonomy places the organism in Eukaryota, Metazoa, Brachiopoda, Lingulata, Lingulida, Lingulidae. The record is from RefSeq and is a predicted model, not a curated record. Gene Ontology annotation, molecular function: S-adenosylmethionine-dependent methyltransferase activity.
CACUAAAUUUAAGAAAAUGCCAAACAUGAAACAGAUCUUAGAGGUAUGUCAGUUAGAAGACCAGGUGUCCAGACUGGAGAGUACAGACGAGAUGACCACAGCGGUCAAGGAGAUGCAGCACUAUGCUAUGGUCAGGCAGCAGAUUAACAAAAGAAGUCACCCUGAUGACCAGAUAGUCCUUCACCUGUAUGGUCCCACGUCCAGCACCUCUCCCAGGUAUACCCUCCAUGUUGUGGACAGUGACAGGAAUGCCAGGGACAAUGUGUUUGCUAUUUUUAUUGCUCCUGAAGGAAGGGAGACAGAAUGGCUAUUCUCUACUAAUGAAGGAAGAAAACAGCUCUCUGAAAGCGCAGGAUUCCAACGGCUGGUUGUGGUCCUGCUACAUCGAGAUCACUCAUAUAUUGACAUGGAGAACAUCAAAGCUGAGUUAUCGGGUAAAGUCAUGGAGCUGGCCCCUGCUGAGCUGAAAAAUAAGACACAGGUACCGUUUCUGUCCCUGGGGGAUGGCAUAGGGCAUCGUACCAUCAAACACAGAGGGAAGAGUAACACAAGUGGUGAUUAUGUCAUAGAAGAUGUAGAGUCAGAUAACAAAGAACUCGUAAGGAGAUUGGUAUUUCUCAGCAACCCCAGUCUUGUUCAGUCAGAAGCCAGGUUGAAGCAGGAAACGUCGAAGAAAAAGAGUGGGAAGAAGAAGAAUGUAAAACGAUUGGUGGUUGACAGUAGCUUCUUAUCAUGCCAGCACCACAGUACAAUUACUGCUGGGAUGGCUCUGUUAGGAGACUUUGAGAAGUCUUUAGAUUCAGGUUUACAAAUGGCAAUAAUUGGUCUAGGUGGGGGUGGACUGCCUUUGUUUAUUCAUGAUCAUUUUCCUAAGGUCAGCCUAGAUAUUGUAGAGAUAGAUGACACCGUGGUCAGUAUCGCCAAGGAAUGGUUUGGGUUUGGCAGCGUGACAGAGGAGAGGGUUCAUGUGUUUGUGAAAGAUGGUCAAGAUUAUGUCAAAGAACUGGCUGCAGCAGGUGAAACAAAAGAUGUGAUAAUAUUUGAUAUUGACAGUAAAGACAGCAGUGUAGGAAUGAGUUCUCCUCCCAAAGGUUUUGUGGAAGCCGAAUUUCUGAAAGAUGUAGAGAAAACGCUGCACAGCGAAGGUGUUUUUAUCCUCAACCUGGUGUGCAGAGACAAGUCAUUGCGAGAGAGCGUUGUGCAAAACUUAAAAAGUGUUUUCAAGUCUGUACUCAAUGUAAAAAUCCCAGAUGAAGUCAACGAAAUUGUAUUCUGUUUGUCCAAUUCAAGACAGUCAGCAGUAGAAGUGACCCAAGAUUCAGAAAUUUUGCCAGAAACAGUGACAGGUGCUCUGAAGAAGUUACAAGACAGUGUAGAUUUAAAAAGCAAUGCAGCAGCAGAUGUGGUUAAUUUAACAUGGAGGCUGGAAGGCUUACACAUUUUAUAGUAAUGAUGUUUAUUGCCAAGCUUAAUAGGAUCCACUUGAAUUGUUUACAUUUAUUAAAUGCUGUUCUCAAGUCUUUCCUCAUAUUUCUUACGUCCAGAGUGAGAAACUGAGAGAAAAAUGGAAUUUUUUUUUUCGUUUUAAAUUUACACAUCAGAUUCGAGUGCCAAGCACUUUAAAAAUUAAAAUCAUUCAUAUAUA